GCAGACACCAUUACUUUCAAGUGCAUCUCGGACGAAGAGGCAACUAUUUCAGAUCGGGUUUUAUUUCCAAGACAGUCGGUUCUCUGUACCCUCAUGGACAACAUUCGGAAAGUGCAGUUCCGUAACGUGGGAAGGAGCUACUUCCCUGUGACCAGAGUGGAAUGCCACUACAAUCUGACCAGCGAACACACAUGGGCCAGUCAUGACUGGAUCGGCCUGUUCAAGGUGGGGUGGGCUACAGUGAAGGACUACUACACCUACGUGUGGGCUCUGGUGCCAGAAGGAUACAAGGGGAGACGUGAUACGGACUGCUGUGUCCAGUUCCAAACCUCCUACCUGCCCCACCCCGGUGCAGACAUGUACCAGUUUGUGUAUGUGGAUGCCAGUGGCGAGGUGUGUGGCAUCAGUGCCCACUUCCAGUUCUGCACCCCUGGGGCCCUUGACGAGCUAGUCACCCUGGAGCAGCAUGAGCGCAGCGAGGAGGAGGGUGCAGCAGGGGAAGACCUGCUGAUGGUGGUCCCCAAAGCCCAGAUCCUGCAGGGCCACCUAGAGGAGUGCCAGAAGGAGCUGCAGAGCCUGAAGAAGACGGUUGAGGAGAGCCGGCAGGAGAAGGACAGCGCGCUGGAGCUUCACAAGCAGGCCAAGGAGGAGCUGUUGAGGGAGCGCGAUGACAUGAAGUUGGAGAUCAGUGAGCUGAUGGAGGGGCUCAGGCACCAGCGGGAGGAGCUGGAGAACAUGGAGCUCAAACACAAGGAUGUGCAGAGCACACAGAAGAGUCUGUCAGCGGAGCUGCUGGACCUGCUGAGGGAGCGAGGAGAGCAGCAGCAGCAAAUCAGGGAGCUGGCGGACGACAACAGCCUCCUGACCCAGCAGAAGAAGCAGGCUGACACCGAGCUGGAGAGGACCAAAGAAAGAGUGAAGAAGUUGACACAGCAAAGGCAUGACGAGGAGGAAGAGAAGAAGGCACUUAAGGCCGAGAACGAGGCGGUGCAGAGUGAGAUCAGGACCCUGAAGGAGCGCCUGGAGGCCGGCGAGCGCGCCAACGACUCGCUGCGGCGGGAGCUGAGCGAGCUGGGCGGCCUGCAGGGUCACAGCCACGCCGAGCUGCACCAGUGCCGCAUGCAGCUGGCCCAGGCCAACCUGCAGCUGUCGCAGGCCCACCUGGCCCUGCGCGAGGGCGAGUCCACCUGGGCCCAGGAGAAGGAGCAGCUCAGGAUCAGUGCGGAGCUGGAUCAGGAGCGUAUUCAGAAGCUGAGCCGCGAGCUGCAACGCAAAGAGGAGUGGCUUCAGGAGGAGCGGGCAGAGCGCGAGAAGCUGGAGGCUGACCUCGGGGGAGAAAAUGACUCCAACCGGGUUCAGCUCGGUGACGCACGCAAGGAAGUGCAGGAGCUCAAAGCCAGCUUGAGAGCAGCACAGAAGGAAAAGGGAGAGCAGCAGCUCGAGAAACAGAUUCUGCUGGAGCAUAUUAGGGAGCUGGAGAAGAGGAGAGACCAGGAGGUUGAGGCCAGGUGGAUUGAGGCUUCACUGGUGUUGACAGCCCCAGCUGGCAUCCCACCCUGUGAACCAAAAGAGGAGGUGGAGAAGGAGGAGGAGGAGGAGAAGAAGGAGGAGGAGGAGAAGAAGGAGGAGGAAGAGGAAGUGGGUGUGUCUGAGAGGGCAGAGGCCCCCAAGGCAGACACCUGUGAGGGGGACGCAAGCCAGACAGACACAGACACCAACACAGACACCGACACCCAGCCUCCAACCCUGACACAGUCCCAGACUCAGACCCAGACCCAGGAGGAGACCCAGCAUGUGGAGGAGACUCAGCAUGAGGAGGAGUCACACUUCAGGGUGGUAGAGAUCAACCAGCUGACCCCUGCCUCCAGUGUCCAGGAGGAAGAGGAGGAGGAGGAGGAGGAGAGCAGGGAGGAGGAGACUCCAGAAGAGAAGUCAAAUAACGACGAGAUCCAUUUUGAGGAGAAAUCACCAGCCCAAGAACUUAUCCUGAGCUAUCUCUCGGAGUACCCCCUGUGGUAAUGGAAGGGCAUCAGGAGGAUGUCUCCCCUGAGACACACAUACAGGGUUACACUAUGUGCAAUAAUGAAAGGGUGCUGUGCAAUGUGCCUUUUCCACAGCUAACUGGCUGACAGAGUGUACUGUUUUUUUAAGUGUGCAUAUUGUGUGAGUGUGAGUUUUUUUUCUUAAAUCUCCCGGAUGAAUUGUGUAGUUGUUUACAUAUUUUUUUCUUGUUUUCAAACAUGUCAGUUCAUAUGGUGAUAUGGUAAUAAAAAAGAAAGACAAAAAAGUGUUUUUAAUGAAUUUGGUCACAAAUAUUCUUUCAGGAGACGGAGAGAGGAAUGCAAUAAUAGUAUAAAAACUUGCACAAUAUAGUAGUGAAACAUUGUUUCAAUGUUCCCUGUUGAUCAGAAUCGAGGUGUUUUAUAACCAGUGUGUCUGCCUUUCUGAGUUGUUUGAUUUUCUUUGCUCCGAGAUGCUGUGCAACAGAGAGUGAUGAGUGUUUGCAUGCUAAGGCAAAUAUGUUUAGUGUAAUGAAUGAUAUAUAGAUAGCCUACUGUAUUAUUAUUAUUAUUAUUAUUAUUAUUAUUAUAACAAUAAAAGGAAUUUCAUACGUAGACUAUGCCACAUGUAGCUGUGGUGUAUAAGUGUGUGUGUGUGUUUGUGACUAUGUGUGUAUCUUUAAGUGUAUUUUUACUCACUUUGAGAUCUUGGUAAUAAAAUGUUGUCUGUUUACCAAUUGGUAUGUGUC
Messenger RNA from Engraulis encrasicolus (European anchovy), 2749 nucleotides. It is a transcript of the gene calcoco1b, whose product is annotated as calcium binding and coiled-coil domain 1b. The transcript has 14 exons. Bases 94 to 2019 code for a protein of 641 amino acids. The record is from RefSeq and is a predicted model, not a curated record. Gene Ontology annotation, biological process: positive regulation of transcription by RNA polymerase II. Gene Ontology annotation, molecular function: transcription coactivator activity. Lineage: Eukaryota; Metazoa; Chordata; Actinopteri; Clupeiformes; Engraulidae.